Rubroshorea leprosula is the source of this 1791-nucleotide messenger RNA. Lineage: Eukaryota; Viridiplantae; Streptophyta; Magnoliopsida; Malvales; Dipterocarpaceae. The record is from the annotation of a GenBank genome assembly.
AACUUUCAGAAAAAAAUAUCAAUCCAAGUAAGCAUAUACUCUACCAGGGGGAAGUAAAUCAACAAGAUCAAGAAACCCAGAACCAUAAAAAAGAAAAAAAGGAAAAAAAUAAUGGUUGCAAUAACAGCAGCAACAUCAUCACAGCUCCUGUUCUCAAGCUCUCGUUCCAUCUCUAGUCUCUCUCCUUUCCAACUAUGUGUUUUUGACUCCAAAACCCUCCUCUCAUCCCCUGCCAACGCCGGUAGCAUUGUUAAGAAGAGGCAUGUUUCAGGCGGCGUUAGGUGCAUGGCUGUGGAUACAGCAUCGGAGGCGGAGACCAAGAAGAAAGGUGGGUUUGAGAUUCAGACGCUGACCAACUGGUUGUUGAAGCAGGAGCUAGCAGGAGUGAUUGAUGCAGAGCUGACCAUCGUGAUUUCUAGCAUUUCUAUUGCUUGUAAGCAGAUUGCUUCCCUCGUGCAGAGAGCUGGCAUUUCUAACUUGACUGGAGUUCAGGGUGCUGUCAAUGUUCAGGGCGAGGACCAGAAGAAACUCGAUGUCGUCUCAAAUGAGGUGUUCUCAAACUGCUUAAGAUCAAGUGGAAGAACAGGGAUUAUAGCAUCAGAGGAAGAGGAUGUACCAGUGGCAGUAGAGGAGAGUUACUCUGGAAACUAUAUUGUGGUUUUUGAUCCACUUGAUGGAUCUUCCAACAUUAAUGCUGCUGUCUCCACUGGAUCCAUCUUUGGGAUAUACAGCCCUAAUGAUGAAUGCCUGGCAGAUAUCGGUGAUGAUUCCAAUCUUGAUCAAACCAAACAAAGGUGUGUUGUGAACGUGUGCCAGCCAGGUAGCAACCUCUUAGCAGCUGGAUAUUGCAUGUACUCGAGCUCUGUAAUCUUCGUGCUCACAUUAGGGAAAGGAGUAUUUGCAUUCACCUUGGACCCUAUGUAUGGAGAAUUUGUGUUGACUCAGGAAAACAUUCAGAUACCUAAAGCUGGAAAAAUAUAUGCAUUCAAUGAAGGGAACUACCAGCUGUGGGAUGACAAGUUGAAGAAGUAUAUGGAUGACCUUAAAGACCCAGGUCCAAGUGGAAAGCCUUACUCUGCAAGAUACAUUGGCAGCUUGGUUGGGGACUUCCAUCGAACUCUGCUAUAUGGUGGCAUCUAUGGUUACCCUAGAGACAAGAAGAGCAAAAAUGGGAAGCUGAGGCUUUUGUAUGAGUGUGCACCGAUGAGCUUUAUAGUGGAACAAGCUGGAGGAAAAGGAUCUGAUGGGCACCAGAGAAUCCUUGAUAUCCAACCAGUUGAGAUACACCAAAGGGUGCCACUAUACAUUGGAAGCCAGGAAGAGGUGGAGAAAGUGGAGAAGUAUUUAGCUUGAUUCUGCUGCAUGAGCAAUGAGAGUAUUUUUGUUUGUUGAAAUGAAGAAAUACAAUUAAUUGCAAUUGGAAAAAGGAAGGAAAAAAUUCAGAUCCCAACUACUUCUUCUACAAUGUUUCCUGUUAUGGUCAUUUGGUAACAACAUUUUUGAGAGAAGAAACACUAUCAAAAAGAAUCUACAAUACUAUGUCAUCAAAAUACGUGGUACAUUUAUCAUUAACCAAAGAGGCAAAGAAAGCAGGACUAUAAGGAAUUACAUAUCUCAACAAGUGUUUGUUCAUUGUUGGUUCUUAAGCAUGACAGACUGCUGUCUCUUAUGCCUUUUUUUUUUAUCAGCCCGUGUCUUAUGCCUAUUGUCAACUAAAGUUAUUACAUAUAAAAGUUAGGCUAUCUUAAAGACAUUGGUUUCAAAAGUGAUUAAUCAAAAGAAUAUGAGUGG